GAUACAUUGCAACACAAACUGCACCCGCCAACAGUAAGUUAGCUUAUUGACAACUUAGCCCUUAAAACCCGGUGCCGCGUAAAUUUAUCUUGAACCUAAAAAAGCCAGUUAUGGCCACAAGCAACAACUCUUCCGUUCUUAAAGAUGUCGUUGCCUUUGUUGAUGUGUGGUCAUCGGAUAAACGAGCAAACUAUUCACAAACUUUCAUUCAGCAGCUGCAGGAAAUGGGUGCUCAGGUAUCAAAAAGAUUUAAUAAACAAGUUACACAUGUAGUAUUCAGUAAUGGUCAUCCAACCACAUGGAGGAAUGCAAAGAAAAGUGACGUGCGACUUGUCUCUGUUCUGUGGGUUAGAAGGUGUUAUGAAGAUGGUGUACGUGUGGAUGAAGAUUUAUUUCCAGCCUUAAAUGAUGAAAGCAAUCCUGUUAUGAAGAACAGGAAACAUCGUUGUAUGUUGCCUAAAGAUUCUCCAGAGAAGACAACUAAAAAUGAUUGGCGUAUGAAGAAAAAAUUGGAGAAGUUGAUGAAAGACUUGCCUUCAAAAGAGCCUCUGGUUUCAGAUGUGUCACCCAUUAUUAUUGAUGAGAAGAGUGGAAUAAUCUAUAGCCCUGGUUUGAAAAGGUCUGAAUACAUGGCGCAGCGUUUGAAAGACAUGAAAGACAAACGGGAAAGCCUUUCACCGACAGCUACACAGAUGGCUGAAUCCUGCUCACCAACUGAGCUGAAGCCUUCUCUUGGGAGCACACCAACUGUCUUCAAAUUUAAGUUAGAUGGCCAGUCAGAUGUUGAAGAUUCCAGUGCUGAUGUUGCUGAAUUUGGUUGCUCACCUGAUAAAGAAGACUUAAGAUCGCACCUUGAUGUUGGACAACCUGGCCAUCUUGAACAAGACUCUGUGAAGCCCUGGCUCUCACCUUGCCGUGAUGUACCAAAACGGAUUUCAGCUGUUCGAGAAUGUUUAGACUUUAUGGCCAAAGAGGAUGAAGAAGGGAAUAAACAAGCAAAGUUAAAAAUAACUUCAGUCAGAAAACAGCUGACAAAGAAACCCAAAUCUGGAGACUUUUUACAGAGUCCUGUCCAGCACAGAUCUGAUAAAACCAAGAAUUUUCAUCAAGAAAAACGGCAGUCACAAACAAAAUCAUCUGGACUGUUGCCUGAUAAAUCCGAAAAGGCAAAACAAACAGUAAUAGCUUCGAAAUCCUUCACUGACACCAAAAGCUGUGUUCAUCCUAAUGCUGUGAAUUCUUUAAGUUGCUUGUCAUCAUUAGCCAUGUCAGUUGAUGCUGCUGCUAAAAUGUCAGAGGAAAUGUCGCUGUCAAAGGACAUUAAACAGAAAACACCUAAAAGGCCCAGAAUGUCACUUCCCGCCUUGAUGCAAUCUUUUACGUUGUCCAGUGGAUCUAAAAGUGCUGCCUCCAAUUCUAUUGAUGGGGACAAUGAUGCAUUUGAGGACUAUUUCACUACAACUAGCCACAAAAAGUGUAUUUUGCCCAAUCUGUCUGUUGAUAGCGACAUUCAGAUACCUUUUGAGUUGGACUCUGUCCCAAAGAAGAGAAAACAAAGACAAAGUGAAAGCUUUGGAGCUAGUGGGAAGAAAAAACGGAAAGUAGAGGAAAGUCAUUGUAGCAGCAAUGUCCAUCAGCAUUCUCAUGAAAGCAGUGAAACUCAGGGUUUUCAACAGCAGGAUGCUAAAACAUCUCUCACUGCUUUGGAGAUUCCCACAGACAAUGUAACUCCAGUGAAUGAAAGCACUUUGGCACUUACAAGUACUAGAAAAACCACAAGUGACGCAGGAAAACAACCACUUUCUGCAUCAGGGCAACCAUCACUGGGAACAGAGGAUUUCACAACACUGGAGCUGCAGAAAAACUCUGAUUUCACUGUCCUUCCCCAGACUUUGCAAAGUGGAGAAAAAGAAUGUACAGUUGCAGCUGGUUGCACAGAGAUCCUUUCUGAAACUGAACAAAAUCACAAUAAGAAAGCCAGCGUAACCAUUCAGACAAUGGUUAACAAAACAAAGACUAUGAGAACACUGGUCAUGACGAGUAUGCCCACUGAGAAGCAGAACACUGUUGUUCAGGUGGUGAAAGCACUGGGUGGUUUUUCAAUUGUUGACCAAGUUUGUGAGAGCACAACUCAUGUGGUGUCUGGGGGACACAGGAGGACUCUCAACAUCCUGCUGGGCAUAGCACGUGGCUGCUGGAUCCUCUCUUUUGAAUGGAUUCUCUGGUGUUUAGAGCAAAGGCAGUGGAUUCCUGAGGAACCUUAUGAACUUUCAGAACAAUUUCCUGCAGCACAGAUCUGCCGUCUCCAAAGGCACCUGUCUGCUGGGGAGCACCAGCAGGACCUGUUCCAAGGCCAGCCAGCCAUGUUUGUUUCACAGCAUUCUCAACCACCCACUCAGAGUCUGGUGGAACUAAUUGAGCUGUGUGGAGGGACGGUCUGCAAGACUGUGCGGCAGGCAGGUAUCUGCAUAGGGAAGUAUAACGGCAGGAGACCAGAGGGAAGCAGGAUCCUGUCUGAGCAGUGGAUUCUGGAUAGCAUCUCUAAUCUGAAGAUAUCAUCAUAUGAUAACUAUGACUUGGAGUAACAGAUGGUGAAAUUUUUUUCUGGCUGGGAAUUUUUAGUUUUAUGAUGUUUUACCUGUAUGGACCCUGGUCAUACAAUUUCCCUCGUUUAUAUCAUGCAGUGUUCCUUCUUGCAGGUCAUCUUUGUAAAUGUGCUCAGAGAGAAAGCAUUUAGAUAUUGUGUUCAAAGACUUCAAAUAUACAGUUACCAUGGAUACAUGUUGUCAAAAUGGCCAGUUAUACAGCAAAGGCCUAAGUAACUGUGAUACAUGACGGACUGCUUUUUACAUCUUUUACAUUGGUUUUAUGGUAUUAACAUUUCUUUACAUAAAGUAGCCACCACUACUGUGACUCUUUUAGAGCUCUAACAGUAUGAAUUUAGAAGUGUUGGCUGAGACAGUAUAACACUUGAGUGGUUGGUAAGCUCUAUAUCCUGAUGAAAAUGUUUUGUCAUUUUAAUAAAUUUUUUUUCCAAGCAUAAUUUUUUAAACUGUUUUCU
Messenger RNA from Melanotaenia boesemani (Boeseman's rainbowfish), 3061 nucleotides. It is a transcript of the gene mcph1, whose product is annotated as microcephalin 1. Lineage: Eukaryota; Metazoa; Chordata; Actinopteri; Atheriniformes; Melanotaeniidae. The coding region runs from base 111 to 2585 and encodes 824 amino acids. Gene Ontology annotation, biological process: mitotic cell cycle. The transcript is spliced from 15 exons. The record is from RefSeq and is a predicted model, not a curated record.